AUGUGCGCCGAAACUGAUGAUCUCUCGUUUUCCUAUCAAGAUGCAGCGGACAACGAUGGAGAUAAUAGAUCCGCCAUUGAAGACAAAAUCAAAUCUGGUUUUCUCUACGAGAUCGAUCAUAUACAGCUACCCCCAAGAACCCCAGUCCAACUCAAGUCAAUCCGAGUUGCUAUGGUUUGCGAGAAAACGGAGACGAAUGUAUCAGUAAGGUAUCCAAGCAUGGAAUCACUAAGAGCAUUUUUCAACUACAGCACAAGGGAAACACACCCAGCUUUGGACAAGAAGUUCGUGAUGGCGCCGGAGCUCGCAGCUAAAGUUCUUGUAAGAAUGGUUCCAGCGGAGGUAUUCUCUGAGAAGAAGAGCCAAGAAGUCUUCUGGCUGAUUAGCUGUUCAGCUUUUUCGGAUAAGGUUAAUGUUGCAGAUAACAAGGGUAAGUGUUUAUCAGAGCUGAAGGGGAGUGGGAUGCUAAGGUGGGGUGUGAGAAGGCAGGUGAAGUAUCUUGGUAGGCAUAAUAAGGAGGGUGAGGAUGAUUGUGUACAUGGCCACAACUCUUUUUCAAGUUUGGUUAAUAAAGCUGAGGAUACUCAUAAUAAUAAUGAGAAGGAUGAGGGUGGAGAAGAUGAUGAGUGGAAUGAGGAAGAUGAUGAUCAGGAGAAUGAGGGAGGGGAAGAGGAGGAAGAAGAAGAGGAGGAAGAAGAGGAAGGAGAGGAAGAAUCAGAAGAAGAGGAUGGAAAUAAGUCUAAAAAAGGUAACAAGAAUUUGAAACGAAAGAGAUACACAUUUAGAAACAAGGGUGUGAAGAAGCCAAAGAAUGAAAAAGUUGAGAUCAAGAAAAAGCCUAAGCAGAAGAAGUAUUCAGUCAAGAAGAACAAGGGAAAAUCAAGAUUCAAGGAAGCACUUGUAUUAAGAGAUCCAAAAGAUCGUUGGUCUGCUGAAAGGUACAAGCUUGCUGAGGAGAAUCUUUUGAGGGUAAUGAAAGCUAAAAAUGCGACGGCCAAGAAACCGAUUCUAAGGCCUCAAUUGAGAUCAGAAGCAAGGAAAAGUAUUGGUGACACAGGGCUACUUGAUCAUCUUCUUAAGCAUAUGGCUGGGAAGCUUGCACCUGGUGGGGAAGAGAGGUUUAGGCGGCGGCACAACCCGGAUGGAGCAAUGGAGUAUUGGCUAGAGAGUGCUGAUCUUGUGAACAUCAGGAGGGAAGCUGGGGUCACUGACCCUUACUGGGUACCCCCACCUGGUUGGAAACCUGGAGAUCCUCCAACUCAGGAUCCUAAUUGUGCUAAAGAAUUGAAGCUUUUAAAGGAUGACAUUUCCAAAAUAAAAAGGGAUUUGGAGCUGUUGGUAACAAAGGUGGAGUUGGAAGAAAACAUUAGGAAAUUAAGGAGUGAACUUGAAAAUUUUGCAUCCAAAAGGAGGAAAGAAAUGAAUCAAGAAAUGGAGUCAGCAUCUAACCAAUCUGCUCAGCAGGUGGCUGCUUCAUUGAUGAAGCCCCAAAAGAGUGAUUUUGACAAUGCACCAGUUUCACUGGAAGACUGCAAGAAACAAUUGAUGGGCAUAGCAGAUUGUUUGAAACAAAUAGAGGAAAAGAGGGGAAAGGCAAGACCCAAAUUAGAAGAAAGAGCAACAAAAGAGGACUACACAUUAAUGGUGGCAACAGAGACACAAGUAAAAAGCAAAGAACAACAGCAGGUACAAACAUUAAUGGCGGCAAGGGAAGAACCAUUAUUCAUACCUGGCAAAGAUCAGACCACCACCACUGCCCAAACUGAAGCACCACCUCCAAAAGCAGCAGCAGAAACCAAAAAGAUCAUGGCCACAGCACCAUCACCACCAGCAACAGCUGAGGAAAAAGCAGCCAAGAUACAAAGGCUGAAGAGUGGGUUCAGAAUCUGUAAACCCCAGGGGACUUUCCUCUGGCCUAACAUGGUCAAAGACAACAACAACAACAGCAGCAACAACUCAAGUUCUGGCAAGAUCAUGUCCCCCCAAGUUCUUGUCCAAGUUGAAGUCCCAACCCCACCCUCAGUUUCUUCCUCCACUGCUUUAGCUCCACCCCAGCUGCCUUACAACAACCACCACCCUGCCUCCAUUGUCAAGCCACUGGCUGAGAAACGCCCAGUUACAGUCUCCAUACCUAAAGUCCAAAAUGACAUGGAUGGCCCAAGUCAUUGUACAACUACCAACUCAAUGAAUCUGAUCACUACCACCACAAUCAAUCCCAAUGCUGUGGCUCUGGUGACCAAUUUGUCACCUCCUGCAAAUACAGAGCCAUGGCAGAACUCAACUAACAGGCCAAGAAAUGGAGCAGCAGACAAUGAUCCAAAGGAAUGCAACACAUGCUGCGGAUCCUCAGAAACAAACUUGUCUUCUGAAGUUGGUAACUGGCUGGCACUAUCUUCUUUCAAAUCUUCUUCUGCUGAUGAAUCUAACCAUGGUUGA
Molecule: messenger RNA, 2436 nt
Organism: Andrographis paniculata
Lineage: Eukaryota; Viridiplantae; Streptophyta; Magnoliopsida; Lamiales; Acanthaceae
Product: protein DYAD
Exons: 9
Coding region: 1-2436 (811 amino acids)
Biological process (GO): reciprocal meiotic recombination; meiotic sister chromatid cohesion; meiotic cell cycle
Source: RefSeq, a predicted model, not a curated record